CCGAGCGGUUGCGUCGUUCCCGCUGUCGUUGUGUGUGUAAAGGAGUGUGCGCGCGUGUGUGAGCCUUCCGCCAGCAAGGAUCCACCGUUAUUUUGUGCAGUGAAAACAAUCGAAAGUGUGCAUUGGCUAUUGGCAUUAGUGCCUAGAUCACAACUCAUCACGCUCCCCUCGCUCGGAAAAUCUAAAAUCUGAAUUCAUCCCCAUUCGCGUGGACCGAGGUUCGCUCGUAACGCAAACGAAAACGAAACCGAAAACGACGAAAAAACGCGAUGCGAAUUAAAGCUUUGCGUGGCAAAAUGUGCUAACCGAGGCAACAAAACAAACCAACCAUCCAAAAAAAAAAUUCUAUAUAUAUUAUGUAUAUAAAGAGCAGCACGUGAAAGAGGAAAUAUCCCGAAAAGCUGAAGAAAAUUGCGUAGAAAAUAUAAUAAUAGAAAAAAGAAGAAAGCAAGGGAAAAUACGAAUUUCGUUGGCCGAAAAAUAAAAACGAUUAUCAUCCAAACGAGUGUGAGUGAGUGAGUGCGAGUGUGUGUGUGUGCAAGUGUGCAAGUGUGCGGGGGCUAGCCCUAUAAAUAACACUGGGUCUGGCCAAACGCUAAUUACGGCAAAACAUGAAAAUCUUGGCGAAAACCGCAGCAACAACAAGUGAAGCCAAGGCGGCAAUUAAUCAAUUUUCCGCUUGACCCAUAAGGAAGUUUCCAUAUCAUAAUUAAAGGAGAACCCAGAAAAACGAAGGAUACAAUCGCACGAAUGUAAGAGCAAAGGUCAACCCAACGAAGCAUAUCCUUGAGCAAUUCAAAAAAAGAAUAAAAAGUUUUAAAAACCAAGGAAAUUAAAGAAAAUUAAUCUAAAUACUAAAACUAUAAAACUUUCCAUAUCAACAUUAAACACAAGACACAUCAGUUAACCAAAAUAAGAAACUUCAAAGACAUUUAAUAACUACAUGUGAAAAAUAAAAACCCAUCAUAUCAUAAACAGAAGAACUGAAAACCCCAUGAGAUUGCUACUAAAAACCAAACACUGGGCUUUAGCCUAGAACGCUCAACUAGAAGACUUGAAGAAAAAUCCAGGAAAAUGCAUAUCAGGGGAUUGGCUUUCCUGGUGAUCAGCCUGCUUCCUGGAAUUAUCCUCGGCAGUCGCUACAAUCAGCUGCAUCUGUAUGCGAAUGGCGGGGCAGGCAGCUCCUCGUCCUCGAACCCCGGCAGCUACAGGUCGUCUCCCUCCGCCCAGAACGAGGUGUACUCCAUAGCGGACAGCCAGCCGAUGACGGAGGAUGGCUACAUGCCACCCAACCAGCACUUUCCGCCCGCCCACUCCGACUUGGAUCCUCCUGCCCAGCAGCAGAGCACCUGCCAAACGGUCUGCGCCUGCAAGUGGAAGGGCGGCAAGCAGACGGUGGAGUGCAUCGAUCGACACCUCAUCCAGAUACCGGAGCACAUCGAUCCCAACACCCAGGUGCUGGACAUGUCCGGGAACAAGCUGCAAACGCUCUCCAACGAGCAGUUCGUCCGUGCCAAUCUGCUCAAUCUGCAGAAGUUGUAUCUGAGGAACUGCAAGAUUGGCGAGAUCGAGAGGGAGACCUUCAAGGGACUCACCAACCUGGUGGAGCUGGAUCUCUCCCACAAUCUUCUGGUGACGGUUCCCAGUCUGGCAUUGGGCUACAUUUCCUCCCUGAGGGAACUCACCCUGGCCUCCAAUCACAUCCACAAAAUCGAAAGCCAGGCCUUUGGAAACACGCCCGCGUUGCACAAAUUGGAUCUCUCGCACUGCGAUAUUCAGACCGUUUCCGCUCAGGCUUUUGAUGGCCUCCAAGGACUGACUUUGCUGAGAUUGAACGGCAAUAAGCUGAGUGAACUCCUGCCUAAAACCAUCGAGACUUUGAGUAGACUUCACGGCAUCGAGCUGCAUGACAAUCCUUGGCUCUGCGAUUGUCGAUUGAGAGAUACAAAACUCCUGCUGAUGCAGAGAAACAUCCCACUUCCCGUGGCUCCUGUUUGUUCGGGAGGUCCUGAAAGGAUCAUCGAUCGAUCCUUCUCGGAUCUGCAUGUGGAUGAGUUCGCCUGUCGACCCGAGAUGCUGCCCAUUUCCCACUAUGUGGAGACCGCCAUGGGUGAGAAUGCCUCGAUCACUUGCCGCGCCCGAGCGGUUCCAGCUGCCAAUAUAAAUUGGUAUUGGAACGGGCGACUCCUGGCCAACAAUUCCGCCUUCACUGCCUACCAGAGGAUACACAUGUUCGAGCAGGUGGAAGGGGGCUUCGAGAAGAGGUCCAAGCUGGUGCUGACCAAUGCCCAGGAGACGGACUCCAGUGAGUUCUACUGCGUGGCCGAGAAUCGAGCGGGAAUGGCCGAGGCGAACUUCACGCUCCACGUGAGCAUGAGAGCCGCGGGAAUGGCCUCCCUGGGCAGCGGCCAAAUUGUGGGUCUGAGUGCCGCCCUAGUGGCUCUGAUUGUCUUCGCUCUAGGAGUGGUCAUGUGCCUCCUGCUGAGGGUCAAACGGCAGCCUUAUGUGGACAGCAAGACCCCAAAUCACAUGGAGGUGAUUACGUCGGUGAACCACCAGAACUCCAUCACAAACAAGACGCAACCGCCCACAGGAAACGGCAGCAUAGGGGGCGUGGUCAUUGCCAAUGGAGCUGUGGCGAAUAUCAUCGAUGGUGGAGUGGUCCAGGGAGGCACUUUGGAGAGGAAGAGCAGCGGACGAGGAGUAUCCCACUCGGGUCAUGAUCAACGCAGUGCGAAUCCCGUGCAGAAACCACCGAGACUGACGGACCUCCCGUACUCUACUCAGGGAUACGACAACAACGGAAGUGUCCUGUCCACCGCCUCCUGCUUCAUCUCGCCCACAGGAUCCACCGGGAAUGGAGGAAACAACCCGGACCUCAUCAACGACACGAAGCGUUUUGGCAGCGAUGAGUUCGCCGAUCUGAAGAUCCCACCAAUUGGCGGAGUGGGCGGCAGUGGGGAGUACAGUCGCGCCAACGGCUGUGACUCGCUGUAUCCCUCGGGACUGUGGGAGCACGGUGCCCCAGGUGGCACCACCUCGGCGGACGACCUCUUCAUGAAGCGGUACACCGACAAGACGCCCAUCAUCGAUUCCUCCCAGUUGUAUGAUCUUCAUGAGCGAACUGCGGCCACGGAUUACUUCAGCAAGACGUUCCCGCGAUCGCAUCUCCAGCAGCAGGGAAUCACCGCGGGGGGCGGGGGAGGAACCUCCACUGCCUCCACGGUGACCACGAAUCUCUCGGGGGGAUCCUCCUCGGGCGGCUACCCCAACGACUAUGGACUGCCCUUGGUGCCCGGGGCGGAGCACCAGCACAACCACCAGCUGCAGAUGCAUCCGCUGCAGCAGCUGCAGCAGCAGCUCACCUCCACGCUGAACCACCAGAAGCAGGAGGGCAGCUCAACCGGGAGCAGUCCGCACUUCAGCAGUCGCACUCUGCCGCGUCUCCACGAGGGAAGUGGAGGGGGUGGUGGGGGAGGUGGAAGCUCCCGCUCCUCACCCACUCCCGCCGCGGUGGUUAAUCACGGCCAGUCGGCGAAUCCCAGCACCUCCAGUUCCUGCUCCAUCCUGCCCAACGGGCAGCCAAUCAACGCCAAGACGAUACGCGUGUGGCAGAAGGGCGGAGUGCCCGUCCUGCCGCCCGUCACCGCUUUGAAAAGAGCACUCAUCAGCAGCAGUCGCAACUCGCCGGACGAAGGAUACCAGGAAGGAUGCGGCACGGAUGUGUAAGCCUCGCCGGAGUGGGGCGCAAAAAACCAAAACCCAGAACUGACUAAACUUAACACGGGAAAAUUAGGCGGAGGAAAACGAGAAGGAGGGAAAAUAGUUGGAGGAGGUAGCUCUUUUUUAGGUUUAACACUCGUAGUUAGCUCCGAGGUCCUAGCAGCGAGCAGCGAUUAUUGUGCAAGCGAACUGUUUGUGAUAGUGUCUGACAAAAAGAUAAUGCGAAUGAUGAUAAUAAUUGCCCAAAGCAAAGAGAAAGCUAAAACGAAAUCAACUGCACUACACUAAAGUAUACUCUCUCUCCUUGGCAAGUAACUCAACUCAACUAAAACUAAAUCUGAACUAAACUAAUUUAAACUAAAUGUAAACGUAAAUAAACUAAAGCUAGGAUAUGUACAGCAAAACUUUCUUAAAAAUACCAUGGCAAACACUCAACUCCCCGCAUAACGUAAAAAAUAACCCAAAAAUAUAUGGAAAAGCCACCAUGUGAAUGUAACUAAAUCUAUAAAUAUUAUAUAUAUAUAUAUACGAUAUAUAUGUAUGUGACUAUGUGUGUGCAUGUGUGUGUGUAAUUUCUUCGUUAUUCGGUAAGAAAGACGUAAAAAGGAAAAGGAACCCAAAACCAAUAAAACCUUCCUCCAAGAGUUAUAAUCAUAAAUCAGAGAACGAAAACCAAAUUGUGGCUCAACAUUUGUAAAAUAUACAUUCACAUAUAGAGGAUGCAUACUUAUGUAGGUAAAGCUGCCGAAGAAGUAAUAUAAAUCAUUGUAUAUAUUAGAUAAUCCAUAGACAAAGAAACCAAUUCUCAAUCCGACUAUCGUUGAAAUUCUUCUAUGUUCCGUUAGAAGCUGUGAAAUAAUAUAAAACUAAAGCAGGCUAUAAGUCUGACCAAAAGGUAGCAGUAAAUCUAUAUCCCCAAAAUUUGUUCACAAUUUUUUAAAUUUAAAUAAAUCGAAACUUAAAGCAAACUGUAUUUUUCUUAAUUCAUACUAUGAAAAAUGCAAUUACAUUUUGUUUAACAUAAAACUUUUUCUGCCUAAGCCAAUUAAAUUUGUUAAACAUAAAAUCUUUCUCUGCUCAAACUUUUUAAUAAGAUUUAAUGAAGAACAUUUUUGUAUAUGCAUUUUUAAAACCAGUCUAUUGAAUAACUGACAGAUAAACAGAUUUUCACCUUUUAAACUUUAAAUUGCUAUUCUUUCCCAACAAAGACAACUUGAUUUAAACAAGAUUAAAGUAAUUUUUUGCAAAACGAAUGCUGACCCCAUUUGACGAUGGAUAAAUGUUUCAGUAAUCAAAUUAAAACGGUUUACCCAAAAAUUCUUGGAUAAAGAUUGAUUUACUGCUAACCCAGAACCGAAAUAAAAUUCAAAAAACAAUACCAAGUGUUUGUAAAUUUCCCAAUAAAUUUAGAAGAUGGCAGGCCAAAAAGGAGAAAAGAAAUUAAACAAAAUAAAAGGCAAACAGAAAAAACCAAUCGGAGGAAAUUCAAAGUAAAGACAGGGGGAAAAUAUUCCUCGAAUGCAUACGUAAAUAAACAUAUGUAAAUUGUACUCAAAGUGCGCACACACACACACAAACUCACAGAAAACCCGAAAAAAACACACAUCACAGGCAAACACAGCCACACACGCACACACAUAGCCAUACACGUGUACAUGUAGAUGUAUGUCAGUUUGUCCUUGUAACGAUUUAAAGCGUAUCCACAAGAUAUUAAUUGCCCGUAUGUGCUAAGACUUAGAAUUUAAGCAGACAACACAAAAAAGAAAAACAAGAACAAAAACAAAAACAAAAACAAAAACCAUCAUAAAAACAACAAACAAAAUAAUAUUUUUAAGGUAAACCAAAGACUUUUUUCUUUGCAUCUAAAUGAGCGCAGGAGUCUUCAAAGGACUCCCAACAAACAGUAGGCACACAGACACACACACUAACACCAACACAGAUACAACACACACACACAUAAACUGACACAACUGAAAGUAAUCUUGAAGGAGAAAAAACAAAAAGAGCAAGAAAAAACCAUAGCAUUUAAGUUGAACUUAUGUAUUAUGUAUUGUAUAAUAUAAACCUACGUAUAGUAUAUAGUCUAUAGAUGUGUACACUUAUCAACAGAGCGGCAUAGCUAACAAGCGAGGGAAAGGGAGGGAUAGCGAGAGAGAGAGAGAGAGAGUCGAGUGGGUGGGGAAAAGGAGAGGGGAGUAGUUGGCCCGCAGACAAAAGGCGGGCAUUGAAUGCAUGAAAGCAACUGAAUGAACAACAAAGCAAAAGGAAAUAUAUAUAACAUUAUAUAUAUCUAUAUAUAAACGAAAAACAUAAA
Messenger RNA from Drosophila ficusphila, 6037 nucleotides. RefSeq lists its product as uncharacterized. Gene Ontology annotation, molecular function: protein binding. Lineage: Eukaryota; Metazoa; Arthropoda; Insecta; Diptera; Drosophilidae. The transcript has a single exon. The record is from RefSeq and is a predicted model, not a curated record. The coding region runs from base 1075 to 3729 and encodes 884 amino acids.